Messenger RNA from Carcharodon carcharias (great white shark), 4973 nucleotides. It is a transcript of the gene tmem64, whose product is annotated as transmembrane protein 64. Lineage: Eukaryota; Metazoa; Chordata; Chondrichthyes; Lamniformes; Lamnidae. The record is from RefSeq and is a predicted model, not a curated record. The transcript has 3 exons. The coding region runs from base 656 to 1693 and encodes 345 amino acids.
CGGAUGGAGGCGGCGGCGGAGGAGGCGGGGAGCGGACGGCGGCUCCAGGUGGACUCUGUGCGGCUCAGGAAGAUUGGGCCGCGGGCGGCUCGCGCUCUCUGCAGCCCGGGAGAGCGGGCGCGUGUCCUCCCGGGGCUCUGCUAGGUGGCGGCGGCGGCCGCCGGGGGGGGACUGACAGUCAGGAGGAGGCUGUUUGUGUGCCCGUGAAUAUUCCGCUCCCCUCCUGAGGAAAGAUGAGACGGGACGUGGCAGUAGCAAUCCUCCUCCCGCUCGCCAGCUGCUGCUUCCGUUGCACCGUCACAGACAUCGGGAUCAUCUGAGGGGGAAAAAACAAGAAACAUCGUCUUUUGCAACCACUGGGCCUGCGGGAACAUCCUCCUUCUCUCCUCCCCUUCGUGUGGAGCCGUUGCAGCAGCAGCACUUGGGCAACGCUUUAACCCUCCCUUCACCCUCACUCCGCCCAGUUGCACUGAACGAUGAAGAGUUUCGACUAAAGAAAAAGUGAGCGAGCCUGUUCAUCAGGGGAAAAUCGGAUUUUAUUAUUGAUUAUUUUUGUACAAAUUUUUGAAGGGAAUAGACAAUAUAUCCAGUUUUUAUCUCCGCACAGAUUGUUUGCAAGGUCUCGAGAGAUUGAAUUUCUCCUCCCCGACCAAAUAUGUGGAACUCUGGCGCUGGCUCUCUGCAGGUAUUGAGUAAAGUGUUAAAGAAGUUGGGCAAAGGUCACUUGGCGCUGAGCCGGGGCUUGCAGAGACCCUGCCCCGACUCAUUGCUGCUGGCCCAGGGAGAAGCGGUGAACGUGGAGCGGGUCCAGGUGAAGCCCGAACUGAGCCUGCAGGAGCAGGGAAUGGAGAGCGAGUUGCCCAUCCUGGGCGACCCGAAGGCGACCUACUGCCUGAACGGCUGCUGCCUCAAGAGCUUCCUGCUGGUCUGCGUGCUCACCUUGGUCUGCUUCUCCUCACUAGCGCUGGUGCGACGCUACCUGAAGGAGCUGCUGCUCUGGGUGGAAAGCUUGGACAGCCUGGUCGGGGCAUUGCUCUUCGUCGUGGGUUUCAUCGCCGUCUCUUUUCCCUGCAGCUGGGGCUACAUCGUGCUGAACGUGGCCGCCGGCUAUCUGUACGGUUUCGUGCUGGGCUUAGGGCUGGUGGUGGUCGGGGUGUUGAUCGGAACCUUCAUCGCACACCUGCUCUGCAGGAGGCUGCUGGCGUCGUGGGUCAUUACCAAGGUCCGCGACAAUGAGCAGCUCAGCGCCGUGGUCAGAGUGGUGGAGGGAGGCAGUGGACUGAAAGUGGUAGCCUUGGCCAGACUCACCCCCAUUCCUUUCGGGCUGCAGAAUGCAGUGUUUUCGAUUACAGAUUUAUCUCUUCCAAACUAUCUUGUCGCAUCCUCAGUUGGACUGCUUCCCACUCAGCUUUUGAAUUCUUAUCUGGGAACAACACUGCGCACAAUGGAAGAUGUUAUUGCUGAACAGAGUGUCAGUGGAUAUUUAAUAUUCAGUCUGCAGAUCUGUAUCAGCGUUGGAUUGAUGUUUUAUGUUGUGCAUAGGGCUCAUACUGAAUUGGAUGCUGCCAUUUUGGCUUGCCAGAUGGAGCUGAAGACUUCCUUUAUUAAAGACGGUCACCCAAAUGGACCCAGCUUGACAUUCUGCAAUAAGAGGACUUCAGCAAUGACAAGUGGUGGAAUUAAUAUUGUAUGAAUCAAAAUGAUUAUAUAGAUUCAGGGAACUGUAAACCCAUCAGCCAGUGCUAAUUUUAGGUCACUAGAGGCUAAUGACUAAUUGGGCAUCAGUACGUUCUGGCUUCGCACGACUGCCUUAAUAGUGAAUAAAUUAAAGGUAUGGUACUGGCAGCUGAAAUAGAAAGAUAAUCACAAUCCAUAUAGUGAUGGAGUUUAGUUGCUGGUGAAAAAGAAAGCAAGGUGGAAGGGCAACUUUAUAAAAAAAAACUAACAUUUGUAAUGUAUUCAUAAGUGAAUUCCACAGACUAUGUUGAACCAUGUUUUUUUCUGUUGUGGAAGAAUGCACUGUAAGUUGACUCUCCUUUCCAUCACAUUGACCUUGUAAAUUGGUUUACAAUCAAAAUUUGUGCAGAGUGAUAUAUAUAUAUGUUUGGUAGCAACUGUAUUAUAAAAUCUAGUACAUGUGGCAUUAUGGUGUAUCUAGUAAGACAAUUUCUGUUUGUGUGAAUAAACUGCCUAAUGUCAAAUGAGCAGGCAAGAGAAAAGAACCAAAACGCCUCCCAUGUGUGGAGAGUGAAGUAGAGUGUUACAAUCUAUACGAUUUAGAACAGUGGAAUUUCACAUGUCACCGAACAAUCAAAGUACCUCUUCUAAUCUGGUCCUUAAAGCAUUAAAUAAUACAAUGGUUUUGCUGAUCAAUCAAAUGAGCACUAAGUUUAUAUAUUUGUCUUGCAAUGUAACCUUCUAAUUAAGUGAGUAAGAGUAGCACAGAUGACCCUGUGGCUGCUUGUAAUAUGCACUUUAGUUAUUUGGUCUUAAUGAUACCAUUUGUAGAAUAAAGGAUGACAACAGAGUGUCUCAAAUAUAAUAAGUUCAGUGUCAUUGAGCUAUUGAAGUUGUCUGCUAUAAUUGAAAUAAGUAAAAUGUAGGGUUGAAAAGAAUACUCCCUAAAUAAAUUAUUUUGCACUCAAGAAUUAUCAUGUUGAAGCGGAAGACAUUUACAGUCUUAUUAUUGAUCAGUUUGAACCAGGUGGCAUAGGAAACAUUAAAAUGUACAUGAAUAUGCUCCUUCCCAUCAAAACAUGGAAGUAAAAAUAUAAAUACCACAAGGUGAUAUAUAUUUUCUCAAUCUAUUCCAAUCUGUGGUUUCAAGGUGCCCUAUGAGUUUACAAAACACCAAGGUGUGUUUUAAACUAUGUGAUUAAAACUAUGAUGAUACCAACAUCUCAAUAUAUUAGUCAGGGCUGUUCCAUUUGUUAAAAUGCUGAUGGCAUUAAUGUCUCAAACAAUCUCCGUGGAAGAAUGUUCAUUUCAGCAAAGUCAUUGAGGUAAUUUUAAUCUGCAUUUGAAAUCUUAGCUUAAAUAACAUAUUGAAAAAACAUAAUUAAGCAAUUAAAUGCAGUGAAAUAAACAGAAAAUGCUGAAGUACAUAGCCAGUCUAUUAUUUGAGUGACAAUCCAUUUUCAUCAAAUAGGAUUUUCUUUUUAGAUAGAUGCACAUAUCAGAAAUUUUGCAUGACAAAUACAUUUUAAAUCGGUAGGCAGCAUGUACAAUGAUUCAUUUUGCCUGAACAUCCCACGUGUAAGAUAAAAUACUUUAGUUCUGUAUAUAUUGAGCAUCAGUUAGUUAAUGCACUAUGGCUUAAUAACUGCCUUUAAUGCAGCAUGUUUAUACUGAAUGUGCUGUUCUGUGGCACAGUAAAUUUCAAAAGAUGUGUUGCAUGUUUUCUGAGCCAUUACUUUGAACUAUCAAUGUUGUUUUCUUUGCUGUUCUGAUAUUUACAUAUGUGUCAAUGCUCUCUUUGCCUUGAUGGUAAUCUGAUAACUAAUUUACAUACAGCACAUGAGGUAACUUUUAUAUGAUGUAGCACAUUUAAAAGAUACAAACGAUAUUUGUACUCCUUUUAGUUUUUAUAACUUGGAGUUGACAGACAUGCACUUCUAGCCAAUACCAAACGCACAUGAAUUGCUUCCUUUUAUUUGAUGUGUACAAUAUGUUCUUACUUAAGUGUCCUAUGUACCAUUCAGACUUAUUCCAAAUCUUGUCAGGAUCAUAAAUUGAACAGUGCUAUUAUGGCUAAAAUAAUGAAAUGUAGUGAGGUAGUGAAAAACAUAUUUGGAAAUAAUUGGGAUCAUACAGAGCUUAUUACAGUUCUUUGUUUUGAAAACAGUUGUGAUAAGGGAAGAGAGUAGAGCACAUUUGUUUAUGCUGAAACUUUGUAGGUUGUGGCAGUAGAGUUGUAGCUGAUUAUGGAAACUUGCAAAGCAUAUACCAUACAUAUUUUUCUCAAACUUCAGUUGACAUUCAUCCAAACGAAUCACCGUUUUGGGGGCAAUCGCAUAUUUCAAUGCAAAGAAAGGUCUCUUCUUUAAAGAAUAAGAUUUAGUUGUAAUUAAUUUAAAAAAGCACAGUGCAAAGAACUUUGAUUUGUUUCGUGUUUGUCCAAGAGCAUCAGUGGGAAAACGUACAACUGAUUUUACAAACUGAAAACGGGUAUGGAACAGAUACAAUUUUAACUUGGACUUGGGACUUUGAUAAUGCUAUUUUUAUUAUAAAUUCUAUAACAGCUGUGACCUUGCUCCCUUCUAUAAGUAAAAUUGAUGUGGAAGGUUACCCAACUUAUUCUGCUUUUUGUUUGCAAAAACAGAGUGGUGAAUAUUUUGUUUAAUGUCUUUGGAUUGAAUUGCCCUUUAUAUUUCUUGAAAAGUAUUAAGAUUUUAUAAAAUUUGAAUUCUGCUUGAAUUGUCAAUGAUACUUUCAUAUAAUGGCACUUGGCAAUAAUAUGUAUGUAUAUCAAUAGCACAUUAUAAACACAGUGUGCAGAAGAUUCCAGCAAUCAGCUGCAGAUUGUUCUGUGAUAAAUCUGCAGAGGUAUCAUCAUGGUUGAGUGUUUUGUGUGAAUAUUGCGCAUCAAGAAUAUGAUGCGCAUGAACUGUGUCCAGAUUAACAGCCACUGGCAUUAUGGAAACUCCAGAAUAAAAGGCCGGUAUGAAAUUGAAACUAAAUAUAUAUUCUAAUUAAGUGAUUACAAUGUUAUAAUCUAAUUUUGGGUUCAGGUGACUGCUAGAAACUACCUUUACUGAUGUGGUUUGUCAUUUGACUGGCUCAGUUAGGUCACUCAAAGUUACGCCUGGCUUAUGGUAUUUUGUGUAGAAACAACUGAUGGUUUCUAUACACAGUAAAAUUGAUACCAUUGUUUACUAUAAAGUGCAUUUCUCAAUUGUAUUGAUGUCAGAUGAAAAAUUGAAUAUUUAAUUUAAUGUGUAAUCCGUUUUAAUAAAUUGACUUCUUAAAGUGAA